UGAGCUCAUGAUUUGCGCUUCCUAUUAUCAAAUCAGCCUCACACAUCAGCAAUACAUUCGUGCAGAUAUACCAGGCCUCUCGCCUUGUGAAUAGGAUGGCUUCCCCAAAUAUGGUGGCUCACGCCCACGUCAGAUCGGGAUUCGCAGCAUCGUCUCCCACUGCUGGCGCUAUCUGCAGAUCUGGAAUUUCGGGAGGUUUCAUGUGGAAAAGGAAGGUAUGGUGGACGCUCUGUUUGUCGGGCACGGUGGGUGCGCGUUCGCAUGGGACAAACCGUCCGUGGUAUGUCUCUGGGUGGUUUGGGCAAAGGAUGCAUGCUCAGACGCGGUUGUUGGCCCGGCGUGGAGGUUGUAGCCAACGCAUGCACGUGGGGUGUACCGGAAUAUCACAGCGGUUGUACAGUCAGUACACAAUGACUGCAAGAAAAGCAACGUGGGAGCUUGACCCACGAUUGACAGGUCUUGCGAGAUGGCAUCGAUAACAGCUACGUUCGCAUGCUAGUGUCUGCGACGCUGUCCCACGCUGAGGGCGAGGACAAGAGUAUUGGUGUCC
Messenger RNA from Paraphaeosphaeria sporulosa, 550 nucleotides. RefSeq lists its product as uncharacterized. The coding region runs from base 96 to 479 and encodes 127 amino acids. NCBI's taxonomy places the organism in Eukaryota, Fungi, Ascomycota, Dothideomycetes, Pleosporales, Didymosphaeriaceae. The record is from RefSeq and is a predicted model, not a curated record. The transcript has 2 exons.